Messenger RNA from Anolis sagrei ordinatus, 2957 nucleotides. It is a transcript of the gene SLC25A34, whose product is annotated as solute carrier family 25 member 34. The record is from RefSeq and is a predicted model, not a curated record. NCBI's taxonomy places the organism in Eukaryota, Metazoa, Chordata, Lepidosauria, Squamata, Anolidae.
UGGACCAUGGAUGAUGGGACUUGCAGUACCUUCACUCACUUACUGAGACCACUGCGACCCACACCAACGACUGAUCCAGACCAAACUUGGCACACAGCCGCAAUUCUAAGGUGCACUCCAAUCUUGGAGAUCUUUACCCAAGGGAGGAAUGGGAGACAUAGAUUGUGCUGGUCCGGAACAAUGUGGCGACAUGUGCGCAAAGGGCAGAGGGGUCAGUCUUUGCCCACUGUACUUUGCCUAGCUGUUGAUGGUCACUGUCUUGGGAAUGAGUCCCUUCCCCUCCUCCUUUCCUCCUUCAGCACUGUCUGUUCCUGCCAGUCCAGGGCAAGACGAUGCCUCCUGGGUAAGUAAACACGAGGGGCGGGUGGUGGACGGAGGGAGGCAGGGCCGUGCCUUUGUCCUGCCUCUGAACUUUCCCCCACAUUCGGGUUGUCCCUCCCCUUCUGUGGCUCGAGAGGAGGCGCAUAAAUAGUGCCAGGCGCUGGGUUUCAUUCAGGCGAGAGGCAGAGGAGGAGAAGGGCACCCUUGAGGCAGGACCCCCAUUAUGGACCCCUCUUCUUCUUCCUCCUCCUCCCACCACGUCUCCCCUCCGGUGGACUUUGUGCUGGGGGCCACGGCCUGCUGUCUGGCCUGCGUCUUCACCAACCCACUGGAAGUGGUCAAGACACGGCUGCAACUGCAGGGCGAGCUGCGGGCAAGAGGCAGCUACCCACGCCACUACCGAGGGGUCUUGCAGGCCCUGGUGGCCGUGGGACGGGCCGAUGGGCUACGCGGGCUACAGAAGGGCCUGGCGGCUGGGCUUCUCUACCAGGGACUCAUGAACGGCGUGCGCUUCUCUUGCUUCUCCCACGCAGAGGCCCACGGGUGGACGCAGCACCGCGGCGGAACCGUGGCAGCCGGAGCCGUGGCCGGAGCAUUGGGUGCCUUCCUGGCGAGCCCUGCUUACCUGGUCAAGACUCACCUGCAGGCCCAGACCAUCGCUGCCGUGGCCGUGGGGCACCAGCACAACCACCAGAGCGUCUCGGGGGCCUUUGAGACCAUCUACCGGAAGCAGGGUCUGCUGGGCCUUUGGCGUGGGGUGAACGGCGCCGUGCCACGUGUAAUGGUGGGCUCUGCGGUCCAACUGGCCACAUUUGCUUCGGCCAAGGAGUUUGUCCGCAAGCGCAAGUGGUUCCGGGAAGGCAGCUGGAUGGUGGCACUGGCCGGGGGCAUGAUCAGCAGUGUGGCCGUGGCCGGGGCCAUGACACCCUUCGACGUGGUCAGCACCAGGCUCUACAACCAGCCUGUGGAUGAAGCAGGGCUGGGCAAACACUACCGGGGCUUCUGGGACUGCUUUGUGCAGGUCUGCGGGAAGGAGGGCCCCUGGGCGCUCUACAAAGGCCUGGGCCCGGCCUACCUCCGCCUGGGGCCCCACACCAUCCUCAGCCUCCUCUUCUGGGACGAGCUGCGCAAGGUCACCUGCCGGCACCUCCACGGCACCUGAGGAGCGCCCACAACGCACCUGCGGAGCAACACACUCCCCUCUCGGCCUGAGGCGACCCCUGGCCCGGUCAGUGGUCAAGGCCAGACCAAGCAAAUUUGAGAUGACCUCUGGCCCGGUCAGCGGUCAAGGCCGGACCAACCAUGUCGGAAUGCUUGCGGAGAGGCCUCAGCGACAGCAAAUUCCCUUCUGCAAGGCUUUCCUUCCAGCUCCAAAAGACACACAGACACAGACACAGACACACACUCCAUUGGAUCAUGGGCAUUAUAGUUCAACAGACCAAAUUAAUACUACUACUAUAGCUGCAGAUGGGGGCAAAAUGUCAGGAGAAAAUGCUGCUAGGACACGCUGGCCGUACCUUGUGUCAGCAACAAGGGUUUCAGGUGUCUACUACUACUACUACUAUUAUUAUUAUUAUAGCUGCAGAUGGGGGUGAAACAUCAGGAGAAAAUGCUACUAGGAAACGCAGGACAUACCUUGCAUCAGCAAUAAGGGUUUCAGGUGUCUACUACUACUACUACUAUUAUUAUUAUUUCAGCUGCAGAUAGGGGUGAAAAGUCAGGAGAAAGUGCUGCUAGGACACACUGGCCGUACCUUGUGUCAGCAAUAAGGGUUUCAGGUGUCUACUACUACUACUACUAUUAUUAUUAUUGCAGCUGCAGGUGGGGGCGAAAAGUCAGGAGAAAAUGCCACUAGGACAUGCUUGCCGUACCUUGCAUCAGCAAUAAGGGUUUCAGGUGUCUACUACUACUACUACUACUACUAUUAUUAUCAUUAUUAUUAUAGCUGCAGAUGGGGCGAAACAUCAGGAGAAAAUGCUACUGGGCCGUACCUUGUGUCAGCAAUAAGGGUUUCAGGUGUCUACUACUACUACUACUAUUAUUAUUAUUGCAGCUGCAGAUGGGAGUGAAAAGUCAGGAGAAAGUGCUGCUAGGACACGCUGGCCAUACCUUGCGUCAGCAACAAGGGUUUCAGGUGUCUACUACUACUAUUAUUAUUAUAGCUGCAGAUGGGAGUGAAACGUCAGGAGAAAGUGCUGCUAGGACACGCUGGCCGUCCCUUGCGUCAGCAACAAGGGUUUCAGGUGUCUUCCUCUUGGAUCGCUAUACAAAGGGCAGGCUUAGCAAACAAUGCACAGUAUCCUGACAUUGACUACAUUACCCAUUGCACAUCAGGGUUGCGAGUCGACCAUCCCAACUACGCUUGGCAUGAUUUGGAAUCGCAGCCCAGCGAAGGCAAUACUUAAAGAAAAUUGCGCAUAAUCAUUUUUCAAAAAAAUUGACCGGAGAGUCCUUCUCAAAUCAAUCCAGUGACUAUUAUUAUUGUCUGAAGGAGCCAUUAGCCACAGAUGGGGGUGAAAUGUCAGGAGAAAAUGCUGCUAGAAACAUCAUGACGACAUGCCAGUGAUUCUGGCCACGAAAACAAUGGACGAUACGAAAAUAAAUAAUCACAUCCGACGAAUAGGACUGUAGCUAAG